AUGUGUACUAUUGCAGAUUUCUAUGCGAUGAAACAUCUUGUUGUUCUGUUGUGUUUGAUUAUUAAAAUUUUGAACGCGCAGAUCACCGAAUGCGGAACGAGUCUGAAACCGCAAAAGUUGGCUGUCGUUGGCGUUUGGAGUCGUCAAUUCGACAACACAACAUCCCAAUACCGAAUAUCCGAUGAGGAUUUGUCAGUGCGCGGCUAUCAGCGUUCCGAUGCCGACAAGGCGAGCUCGACGGUGAUGCUCGCCAGGCAUCCUGAAGGAUGCGUCGUCAGCAAAUGUGGAAUUCGGCUGACAUCGAUGAUCCAGAAGAACGGCGCCAUAUUGCACACCGACUAUGAUUUGGUACGCCAGAAUGAUGCGAGCAUGAGCAACGCGGAGGACGACUUUUAUUGCGCCCGACAAAAUAAUUCAUGCGGAGCCGAUGUGCCGAUUUAUCGGCAUGUGAAGCACUCGCUUUCGGGACCACAUUACGCCUACACGUUUGACAAUGUCGGACAAUCGCUGCCGGGCUAUGAGAAGGAGUACUUCCCAAUCUGCUACGCGUGGAAGCAGACGCCGUCGGUGGUGCUUUUCAACACCUCCGACACCGCUGUGUGCCUGACAUUGCCCGACGUGAGCAAUGGAAAAGUGGUCUACUCGAGCUCUCAAGUCAACAUCUUCUCGAUUGGCACCACCGCCAGCCUCGUGUGCGAUCAUGGAUUCGCCGGAUCUGGACAGAGCAACAUCCUUUGCACAAAUCAGGGUUGGUAUCCGACGACCGGUCUUGGGAAAUGCGUGCCGCAGCACGCCCGAGCCGCUUCUCUCGUUUCCGCGGGAAGCAGUGGCUCGUCGUGUCCGAUUCCCGAAUCAAUCCCCAACGGGAAUAUCGUCUACUCGGCGAAUGUCGCGAGCUCAACAGCCAUCAACUCGGUUCCCAACGCCACUCGCGCGACCGUCCUCUGCAAUCUCGCGUUCGUCCCAACCGCUUCGGUGACAACAUCGAGGUGCGUCGACUCGAUCUGGCAGCCGUCCUUGCCCAGUUGCGUUUCAAUCUUUGAUGUCAAAUGUCCAAUCCUAAGCGCACCAACGAAUGGCGAGCUUCUGUUCAUCAACUCGAGCCAGAAGCCAUACUCCAUCGAGUCAACGAUUACAUUGAAGUGUGCACGUAGUUAUUUCGGAAUCGGCAACAUGACAGCGACCUGCAAGCCGGGAGGAUGGGACAAAAAGAUUGGGCAUUGCGAGCCGAUCUCUUCCGGUGCCGCUUGUUCAGCUCUUCCGACGCCUUCCAAUGGAAAUAUCAUGUACAUCCAGUCAAACCCUCAAUCGCUGUAUAGCUCGGGAACAUCGGCCUAUCUGAUGUGCAAUCUCGGGAUGACCCUUCAGAAUUCGGUUUCGUCCAUCUGCCAAAACGGUGUCUGGACACCACCCAUUGGAUCGUGUGUUUCGAGUUCACUGAAUUUGGGCAACUCGGGCGGCGCUUGCUCCGAUUUGACACCGCCGAUUGAUGGAUCAAUCACCUAUUCAUCAGGAAUCGGAACCCAUCCAAGUGGAUCGACAGCGACUCUCUCGUGUAAUGCUGGAAAAUCGGUAUCGGGAGCCUUGACGAGCACGUGCUCCAACUCUGUCUGGUCGCCACCAUCACUGGGAACCUGCGGAUCAUCGUCUUCUAUAGGUCAAACCACUUGCAUGAGCCCUUAUGUAAUGAUGGGAACGCUUUCGUAUAGUCCGAACAGUGCUGAUGUGCUCAAGCCAUCAGGAACCACUGUCACCUUGUCGUGCCUCAGCGGCUAUUCGGUCAGUGGUUCGAGCACUUCGACAUGUCAAUCGGGAACAUGGACCCCUUCGUUGGGAACUUGUCAACUCGGCAACGGUGGGGGCGGUACAGGUGGAGGAACUCUUCAGUGCACAUCCAUGAUCGCACCGCUGGGUGGACAAGUCCAGUAUUCGAAUGGGGCCACUAUGGGUCCUUAUCCAAGCGGUACCACCGCAACGGCUACCUGCAGCAAUGGAGGAUCAGUACAAGGCAGCACGACAGCGACGUGUCAGAAUGGCAUGUGGUCGCCAAUGUUCUUCGGCACUUGCUCGAUCAUCGGCGGACAGAACCCCGGCCAGUGCGGGGCUCUUGUGGUCCCGACCGGCGCACAAGCAACCUACAUGCCGUUCAGCUUAAGCACCACAAGCUUUUCCGCGGGAACUGUUGCCACUGUGACUUGCACCGUCGGCGGAACACCAUUGGGCACCUCGACGUGCACCAAUGGUGUUUGGACGCCGGCGAUUACCAGCACAUGCUCGAAUAAUGGGGGAACGAAUGGGCAAUGUGUACCGUUGACGCGGCCGAUCGGAGAGACUGUGCAAUACGACGGAAGCAUCGGAAUCCAGACCAGUUACAACUCGGGAACAAUUGCAAGAGUGUCGUGUCAGAACGGUACAAGUCUCGGCCAGACCACCUGCUUAGCAGGCCAAUGGAUUCCGGCAAUCACGACGUCCUGCUCCGGAACGGGAACCGGAACCGGUGGAACCCAAUGCCUAAGCAUUAUAUCACCGAUCGGAUCACAAAUCACAUACAGCGAUGGUAGUGUCAUCCUUCAUAAUUCUGGAGUCACUGCGACAUUGAGUUGCACCAAUGGCGGAUUGGUGCAAGGCUCGAGCUCAGCUACAUGCCAAAACGGAGCAUGGACGCCAAGUCUGGGAUCCUGCAGCACCAGCGGCGGAAGCACCGGAACCGGUCAAUGCUUGUUCGCGCCGGUAGUGGCUUCUGGAGCAACUCUGACAUAUUCUUCAGGAAGUUCACCUCCGUUCAACUCAGGAACAGUUGCCACCAUGACGUGUCCGCUAGGUCAAACAGUCAUAGGCUCUUCGACGUCAACAUGCUCGAAUUCCGCGUGGAAUCCGACGUUGGGAACAUGUAGUGGAAGCGGUGGAAACACUGGAACCGGCCAAUGCACCAGUCCUCCGACAGUGCCUGUUGGCGCUACUUUGACCUAUUCUAGUGGAUACUUCGCUCCAUUCAAUUCAGGCACCACCGCAACAAUGACCUGUCCAGCCGGUCAAAAUCCAGUCGGAGCCAGCGUCUCGACAUGCCUCAACUCUCAAUGGACCCCUGCGAUGGGCUCGUGCAGCUCGUCGGGCUCCUCGACGCAAGGAUGCACGCCGAUGAGCGCGUUGAGCAGCACGCUUCUCAACGGCCAGAUGACGUACACGCCGAGCCUCUCAUCGACAGUUCCCAUCGGCACUUCGGUUAAUGUAGUGUGCUUUAGUGGCUAUCGUCUGCAGGGCACCCAAUCGGCAACAUGCACAUCGACCGGUUGGCAGCCGGCCGUUGUCGGCAGUUGUGUUCCCGGAUGCACACCAAUGAGCACCAUGAGCGGUUCGUUGCUCAAUGGCCAAAUGUUGUAUUCUGCGAGUUUUUCCCCAUCGAUUCCCAUCGGGAGCUCAGUUCAGUUAACAUGCCAAUCGGGCUAUAGGGUUCAGGGUGUUUCCUCAUCAACGUGUACCAUGACCGGCUGGCAACCAUCGGUUGUCGGCAGUUGUGUUCCAUAA
Caenorhabditis bovis is the source of this 3525-nucleotide messenger RNA. Lineage: Eukaryota; Metazoa; Nematoda; Chromadorea; Rhabditida; Rhabditidae. The record is from the annotation of a GenBank genome assembly.